AUGGAAAACAUGAUGAUGAAUGAUGAAUCCUUGUCGAGGUAUUCAAGAAGGUUCACCUUUGGCUGGAGUCAGGGAGAACCAUCAUCAUAUGACACCAGGCCCUUCUUCCCACCAGGGCUUCUUGAUGACGACCUUGAUCCAUCUUUGCUGAGUCGCUUGGGAGACUGGGAGUCCAAUGAAGAUGGUGAUUUCGACAGACUCCGGCUGCUAGAUAGCGACCUCCGCCUUGUGACUCGUGGAGACACACGAGGCUUGGACACAUUAACUGGGGAACGACUGCGAACAGGGCUGCGGCUGUAA
Dovyalis caffra is the source of this 300-nucleotide messenger RNA. The record is from the annotation of a GenBank genome assembly. NCBI's taxonomy places the organism in Eukaryota, Viridiplantae, Streptophyta, Magnoliopsida, Malpighiales, Salicaceae.